AUCUUACAUACAUACCUAACAUACCCAUAAGUCAUACAACAUACAGCCCGUACGGUCCAUAGGUUCAUACCUAGGUUCAUGCGGUCAUAGCCCAGUACCCAUCACAACUUAUCCACUGUACUACGAAAGACCCAAACUUUUUUUCUUUCCCUUUUUCUUUUUUUCACGAUGACUACUACAAUCAAGAAUGUCGCCGUUGUAGGGGCAACUGGGAAGAUCGGCCGCCCAAUCGUGGAUCGUCUUCUGUCUUCGAAACUCUUCAACGUGACUGUUCUCACGCGUGACGAGAGUCGACGGCGCGAACUCCCCGCAGACGUCGUCGUCAAGGAGGUAAACUACGAUUCUAUUGAGUCAUUGGAGUCCGCCCUCCAGGGACAGGAUGCGCUCGUCUCCGCAAUGGCCUUCGAAGCCAUUCACGUGCAGAAGAAUCUUGUCGACGCGGCGGCUAAGGCCGGCGUAAAGAGGAUGAUUCCUUCUGAGUACGGCAACGAUCUCUUAAAUCCUAAGCUAGCUGAUUUCCCCAUCUACAAGCCCAAAAUUGCUAUUCGUCAGCGUUGCGAGCAAAAGGUGAUGGAAAACCCGCCGUUCUCGUGGACUACGAUUCACAAUGCUUCGUUCCUCGGCCCAGACUGGACCCUAGACUUCAUCGUGGACGUGAAGCAGCGUAAGGCUGAUAUCAAGGACGGCGGUGACGUAUUGUUCUGCGCUACGACAUACGACGACAUUGCCCAAGCCGUAAUUGGCAUCUUGACCCACCUGGAAGAGACGGCUAACCGUCCCGUGAGGAUCUCUAGCGUCAACACGACCCAGAACGAGUUAAUUGCCAUAGCCAAGGAGUUGGGCGCUAGCGACGGCUGGGAUAUUACUCAUUCCAGAACCGAGGACCUGGAGACCAAGGCUUUGCAACGCUGGGCAGAAGGUGAUCAUAGCGAGGAGGUGAUCGCUAUGUUCAUCAAUAGGGCCUUCAUUGGCAAAGGUUGGGGCGGAUACUUCCCGGUCCGGGAUAAUGAUUUGUUGGGUAUCAAGGGCCUAGAAAGAGAUGAGCUGAAAGCCAUCAUCAAGCUUGCUAUGGACAGAUGAUCUGUGUACUCGCUAAAAAUCAAAAUGAAGAAGACUGUCUGAUGGGUAUCACUCUGUAUAUUCUGUACUAAUAUCGGUACUAAUAUGUAGAUCCCCUUCCCAGCGCUAUGGCACCGGG
This is a messenger RNA of Daldinia vernicosa, 1198 nucleotides long. Its product is annotated as putative oxidoreductase CipA-like protein. The record is from RefSeq and is a predicted model, not a curated record. Bases 169 to 1080 code for a protein of 303 amino acids. The transcript is spliced from 2 exons. NCBI's taxonomy places the organism in Eukaryota, Fungi, Ascomycota, Sordariomycetes, Xylariales, Hypoxylaceae. Gene Ontology annotation, molecular function: oxidoreductase activity.